GGCGCCUAGUCAUACGUGAACGGUUACGUAAUAUUUGGGCGACUCUGCUUCUUGUUUGAAAUCGAAACCUGGACCUAAAACUAUACUGUCUAUGCCUAAAACCUCGAUAAUGUUCGCUGAUAAUUUACGGAGAUGGAUCCGAGCCGAAACAUAAACGAUGUUUCCUCCAGCCAUGGAGAGUACAGCAGUAUACGAACGAAGAACACUGAAGAGUACCGGGAAUCAAUCAAAUAUCAAACCACCCCAUGUUCCUUCGUCAGCUGAGCUCCUUCGGCUCCUCCUUCCUUCCUCGCGGCCGUCCCCCGCUCUGCAGGGCUGGCUUCAGGAGCAGCGGUGCCUCCUCCUCCUAUUUCCCGCGUUGCAUCCCCGCUCCUCAUCCAUGGUGCCCCCCCCGGCUUCCCGGACUCCCCCGCUCCCACCCAGCAGCCCGACGGGUCUUCUCUGGUAGGGCGCUACAGCCUCGGGGCGUCAGCCGGGGGAACUUAGGCGGUAGCUGGCAUCCGUUCUCCACCUCAGCCGGCCUCAUGACGGAGCGGCCUGACAGAGAGCCUCCUCACAAACGGAGGAAGAGUGCAGAGGAGAGGAGGAGCGCUGGAGAAACCGAACACCCGAGAGGAGGAGGAGGAGGAGGAGGAGGAGGAGGAGGAGGAGGGCACGAGGCGACGGCAGGCAAGGCCAAGGACGGAGGCUCCAAGAGGGAGCACCAUCACCGGGAUUCCAGCGCAGACAGCCGCCCUCGGCCACACCACGGCUUCAAAGAUGGAAGUAAAGACCGAGGGAAGAAGGGAGCUGGAAAAGGCCCCGGUUUGGCACACAGCAGAGAUAAAGAUGUAGAAAGGACUAAAACUGGGACUAAAGACACACAGGAAGUGGCCGAAACCCCAAACCGAGGGCAUAGAGACUCACAGCCUCAAACCCCCAAGUCGAAACCCAAACCGGAUCAAGUUCCCAUGCACAGACCCAACCCCUGGUUCAAAGACAGCGGUGCAGAGGAGCAGGGAGGGGGGGCGGGGCUUCUUUCCCAGCAGGAAGCCGGAGCCAGCGGGCAGCCUCCUCCAACUGGAACCUGUCCACCUGUUGGACAACAGGAAGACGCCAAACCAACCAAAUCUCUUCAGAGACACUGGGAGGCCUCGCCUGUCUGCAGUGCCGACACCCAACCGCCAGGGGACAGCCCAGCGUUUGACUUCUCGGUGAUGUCCUACAACAUCCUGUCCCAGGACCUGCUGCAGGACAACGCCUACCUGUACCGACACUGUCACCCCGGCGUCCUGCCCUGGGACCACCGGCUGCCCAACCUGCUGGCUGAGAUCCAGCAGCACAACGCUGAUAUUCUGUGUCUUCAAGAAGUCCAGGAGGACCAUUAUGAAAACCAGAUUAAACCUGCUCUACAGGCACUAGGUUACCAUUGUGAGUACAAGAAGCGAACCGGAGGGAAACCGGACGGCUGUGCUGUUGUCUUUAAAACCUCGCGCCUGUCACUCCUCUCGUCCAAUCCCGUUGAGUUUCUCCGCCCCGGCGACGCCCUCCUGGACCGGGACAACGUGGGCUUGAUUGUGCUGCUGCGGCCCGUCGGCGCCACGAGCCAAUCGGACCCCUCCGCCUUCAUCUGCGUGGCCAACACUCACCUCCUCUACAACCCUCGGCGCGGCGACAUCAAACUGGCCCAGCUGGCGAUCCUACUGGCCGAGAUCAACCGGCUGUCCCGCCUCCCGGACGGGGCGACCAGUCCCGUUGUGCUGUGCGGGGACUUUAACUCGACGCCGCAGAGUCCGCUGUACAGCUUUCUGACCACGGGCUGUCUGAAGUACAAAGGGCUGCCGAACAGCAUGGUGUCUGGUCAGGAGAACAGUCCCAGAGGUCAGCGUCUCCUCACGGCUCCGCUCUGGUCUCCCAGUUUGGGAAUCAACCACCAGUGUCAGUACGAGAACCAAGCCGCCGCUGAGCCGUCCUCCAGCAGCCCUACAGCAGUAGAAGGAGCGAUCUCUAAUCUGACUGUAGAAGAUGUCGCCAACAAAGCUGCCGCUGCUGUUGCUUUUAACAGAAAGAGGAUCGAGCACAGCUUGAAGCUGCAGUCGUCCUACCAGCACCACCUGAAGCCUGAUGGGAGACCUGAGAUCACCACCUGUCACUCCCGCACGGCCAUGACUGUGGAUUACAUCCUGUACACUCCCGAAAUCCUCGCGCCUCCUUCACUUCCUGGUGGGCGGGGCCUCCAACUGCUGGGCAGGCUGUCAUUGGUCGGCUGGUCGGAGAUGGAGGAAGUCAACGGCCUGCCCAACCAGUACCACUCGUCCGAUCACCUCCCUCUCCUGGCCCGCUUCCGCUUCCGGCGCUGACCCGGGGGGUGGGUCCCGGGACAGCCAAUCACAGCUCUCGCAGCACGGCGCCUCAACAAGGGCAGCUCAGGGAAGACGGAAGCGUUUAUCGAUUUUAAAGUAAAACCCAAAUUAAUCCAAAUAAAGUUCAAGUUGUUUUCUCACACGCAACUGAAACAGGAUUAACAUCACACAGCUGUGGCGCACAGGCGCAUUUAUUUUGGUGUUUGAGUUACAAACCUUCUUUUAGAGUAUUUUUCCUUUUAACUUGAUCCACUUUAAUAUUUGUAAUGUCUUAAAUACACUUAAAUAAUAAUUCAGUUAGUGGGUGCAAUGUGUGGGAACCCCCACAGCGUUGCUAAAGUACCAAUAGCUUAUUGGACCACGUCUAAAUGUCUGAAUUUUAGACUAAUGGCUGAAAUUUGUCCAUUUUGCAUUUAUUGCAAUCUUUGGAAAACCUUAAUUUAAUUUUGAAAAUCUACAGAGGUUUCAUAACUUUCACAGUGCAGAAGGAUGACAGUUCACCUGCACAGUCCCUGUUGCAUCCCUGCUUAGCAGUUCAGUGUAGCGAUGAAAAAGAAAAACCAAUGGCUUGUAUAUACAAA
Molecule: messenger RNA, 2923 nt
Organism: Perca fluviatilis (European perch)
Lineage: Eukaryota; Metazoa; Chordata; Actinopteri; Perciformes; Percidae
Gene: angel2
Product: angel homolog 2 (Drosophila)
Exons: 10
Coding region: 246-2339 (697 amino acids)
Biological process (GO): 3'-UTR-mediated mRNA stabilization
Molecular function (GO): 3'-5'-RNA exonuclease activity; mRNA 3'-UTR binding
Source: RefSeq, a predicted model, not a curated record